CGGGGCUCGGGCGGAGCGCGGGGAAACUCGCAAGGCCGCCUGGAUCCCGAACGCGUGACCAUGGCAACAGAACGUUGUGCUGGCCGUCUCCUUAGCAACGGCCGGGCGGAGGCUGGUGCCGCUCCCGGGGCCGGCCCUGCUUUGCCCUGCAGGCGCUGGGCACCGGGGGCUGCUCCCGCCGCCGGCAUGGCCUCGGAGCUGGACGAAUACGUGCGGGCAGCUUUCCGGGACAAGCUGCUGCUGCUGCCGAAAAUGCCUGAAAGAGAGGAUGACUAUUUGACUUCUGCGGCUCGCCUUUUGGAGAAAAAGAGGGAAAUGGAAGAGGUGGAGCAGGCCCUGCUGGCCCAGAGAGAGGAGUUCCAGGUGAAGAUGGAGAGCUUGCAGCAGCGCCGAGAAGAGCUAGUGCAUAAGGAGGAGCAACUCAAGGAGGCUUUCUUCAAAUUUGAUAAGUUUCUGAAGGAGAAUGAUGCCAAGCGGCACCGGGCACUGCGCAAGGCGAGUAGGGAGCAGCUGCAGGCAGCACAGAGCAACGUGGAGGCCAUACGUCUGCGCCAGGAGAUUGCCCGGCUGCUCAGGGAGAGGGACAGGCUGCAGCGGCGUCUGGAGGCUAAUGACAUCUUCCGGAGCUACCUGCAGACGGUGAUAGAGAAAACAGAGCAGUUCCAGGAGAUCAAGGAAAUGAUUGACCGGGUUAGGACACUGGUGGCCACACAGGCAGUGCUGGUGCAGCGGGAACUGGGGAGUCGAGAGCAAGUGGAGGAGGAACAUGCCAGGCUCCAGCGGUACCUGGAGGAGAGCAACAACAAGGUCCUGCAGUGCAACAACCAGCUGGCUGAACUGCAGACCCAGCUGGAGCAGGCCCAGGUCCAGGUGCACCAGUGGGAGUCCAAGUGGACUGAGAUCCAGACCACGGCUGCCAAGAAGACCCUUGAGCUGGGGCAGAUCAAAAUGGCUGUGCUCAACCUCUUCCAGAUGGCAACGAAGCAGAUGAAGCUGCAGGUGGACAUACCCCUGGAGGACACAGAAGCUCAGCUUGACACGGUCCUACUCUGCAUGACUGACCUGUCUGACAUCCUUGCUGACCUCCGCAAGGGCGGCCCCCUGCCCACCCCUCAGACCUUGCCCCCUGCUACGACCUAAGCCACCCGCCAGUCUUCCUGCCAUGGCUGCCUCUGUGGUGAGUUUGGUGUUGGGUCUAUCCCAGGCCAACCCUGAUGUCCAUUGCUCCCCCGCUGCAUCCCUACUUGCUGUAGUGAACACACCUUGCCCUGUUGUGCUAUGAAAGCCGCCCUGCUGUGCUGCCUGGCUAAGUCUCAGGAUGCUGCUGGCUUUGCAGCCUCCAAAUCACCCCAGAUCCUGCCCCAGAGGCAUUUAGCCUUCCUCAGCUGGGUUAAGGACUGCACCUGCUAGUGAAAGGGCGGGAGCUUCCCCCAAUAUCCUUCUGCAGACAAAGCCUGCAUUAUAAGAACUGUAGUCAACCACAACACUGAGCCAGUGGGACAACCACUAAUUUGGCCAACAUUGUAGGACCAACCUGGAGCCUUCCAGGGCAUAAUACACUUACCAGCUGCAUCUACGUGUCCUAUUAAUGCUGUAAAGGCUUACUGCAGAGUAAAAUAUUGUGCAGUAAGCCUUCCCUGGGAGCACAUCUACACAUGCUCCCUGCUGGGAGGAAAUCUGCUCCCAAUAGGACCAGCUCAGUACAGGGCUGUUCCUACCCUGCUCUGGCCCUGAUUCCCCUGGGGUGCUAGCCUGGGCGUUGGCAGGGAGCGGGUCACUACCCUGAUAUGUACAGAGGACCAGGAGAGCUCUGCACGAGGACAAGCCCCAUGCCCAGAGAAGCUUCACUGCACACCUGGGGGCUGGCAAGGAGCUGUCUGGGCUUCUGGGACAGCUCCCAGGGCAGUGGGGAGAAAUCCCCAUC
Messenger RNA from Gavialis gangeticus (Gharial), 1924 nucleotides. It is a transcript of the gene CFAP73, whose product is annotated as cilia and flagella associated protein 73. Bases 61 to 1140 code for a protein of 359 amino acids. The record is from RefSeq and is a predicted model, not a curated record. NCBI's taxonomy places the organism in Eukaryota, Metazoa, Chordata, Crocodylia, Gavialidae. Gene Ontology annotation, biological process: spermatid development. The transcript is spliced from 7 exons.